Messenger RNA from Sphaeroforma arctica JP610, 916 nucleotides. RefSeq lists its product as hypothetical. The transcript is spliced from 4 exons. The annotation marks the transcript as partial. The record is from RefSeq and is a predicted model, not a curated record. Lineage: Eukaryota; Ichthyosporea; Ichthyophonida.
GGUGGGAGUACAGUAACAGCUUUUGGCAAUAUCGGUACCAAUACCGGGACGACGAACGCUUUUGGGACCCCAUCCGCAACAUCAGCGCUCGGACAGACAUCCACAAGUAGUGCUUUUGGGGUCACAAACGCCUCUAAGGGGAGUAGCGCUUUCGGACAGUCCGCUUUCGAAAACAAUGCCAGUACCAAUGCGAGUGCACUUUCCGCAUUUGGAACAUCCGGCGGCAACUUUGCCUUUGGCGGUGGUGGUAAUAAUGUUACUGCAUUCGACAACACUUCCGCACUUGGAAAUGCCAAAGAUAAUGCAAGUGCCUUCGGGAGUAGUACUACAACCUCUGCUUUUGGCAAGCCGAGUACAUGUACCGCUUUUAGCAACUCUAACAAUAGUUCAUCGUCCGCAUUCGGUAAUUCGUCUGCUUUUGGCGCGCAAGCUCCAAAUUCUGCGUUUGGUGGGGCGGACACGAACGCACCCACGACGUCAGCGUUUGGACAGCCGAAAGGAGGUGGCUUUGGGAAGUCAAGUGGCGGUGGCAGUGCCUUUGGCCAAAGCAGUGCGUUUGGUGCUACGGGUGCUGCCCAAACGACGGCAUUUGGUCAGACCAGUAGUACGACAGGUGGCUUUGGCACACCUUCAACGGGCGGAGGGUUCGGUCGGAAUAGUGGCGGUGGCUUUGGCCGCAGUGGGGGUGGGGGUGGGGGUGGUGGAGGGUUUGGCCAGACGAAUUUUGGACGAGAAGAUGUUACGGACCAUGAGCCUGAUUUAGAAAUCACCGAGGAGGACGCAGAGGCCUUCGACGCAUCCGCUUUCACACUGGGAGAGAUACCGGUACUGGCACCACCACGCCGAUAUAGAACUCCCGUUGGCUGAGAUGACCGCUACAAGCUACAUCACAAAAAAAGAAAGAAAAAUAAAGCGC